AUGACUACAGCAGCAACAUUGUCGAUUGCAGAAACUUAUGCAGUUUCGAAUCCCUUUCCACUGAAACAAUAUGUUCCAUACCCAACAAGACGGUCAUUGCCCGCAGUUUGGAUGCGGUCAGGAACAUCCAAAGGCCUCUUCAUUCACCGAAGGGAUUUGCCCGAGAAAGUGGAACAGUGGGGACCUAUUUUGUUAUCAGCAAUGGGAUCAUCCAAUGCUGGCGGUCGACAGAUUGAUGGUAUUGGCGGAGCUACAUCGACAACUUCGAAAGUAGCAGUCAUUGCGAAGUCAACUCGACCGGGUAUCGAUGUGGACUAUACGUUCGUCCAAGUUGCCCCUGAUCAGGCGAAGGUUGAUAUAACAGGGAACUGUGGGAAUAUUGCAUCUGGAGUGGGCCCUUUUGCAUUAGAUGAAGGUCUUGUAGGAGCGAUCGCUGGCCAAAGUGAAAUCAAUGUCCGUAUUUUCAACACAAACACUCAACAAACGAUCGUGGAAACGGUCCAGCUAUCCCCGAGUGGAAAGUACAGAGAGGAUGGAACUUGCCACAUCCCCGGCGUUGAGGGCACCUCAAGUCCCCUCAAGGUCGCGUUUCUCAAUCCUGAAGGGAGUAUGACUGGGAAGAUGUUUCCAAGUAGCGCAACACAGGAGACUAUUAGCAUUGAUUCAAAGCAUUUGGGUACCAUUCAACUACGAGUCAGCCUUGUCGACGCGGCAAACCCAUUUGUACUCGUCGAUUCUAGCUCGUUAAAGGUGAACGGCCACCCAAUAAGACCAGAUGCAUUUGACGCCGAUUUCAUCUCCCUUGCCGAAGACAUUCGACAAGAAGGCGCAGUGCGGUUUGGCCUAGCUCCAGAUGUGGAGAGAGCAAGCAUUGUUCGAGGCACACCAAAAAUCGCAUUUCUAUCUCCACCCGCCGACGAAGGCUCGGACAUAGACGUGCUCGCAUUUUCAAUGGGUAAACCGCAUCCGAGUAUCCAAAUGACGGGUGCUGUGUGCAUUGGAGCUGCGAUGGCGAUUCACGGGACUGUCGCGUGGCAGUUGGCUAACGGACCGACGAGAAACAAUUCCCCCAAACAUGGAAUGGAGAUUGAGGGGCAGAGAAUUGCGAGCCCUAUCCCAGUACGGAUCAGACACCCUGCUGGUGUUAUGCAGACUGAAACAAUGUUGGGUCUGAAUGGAAACGGAGAUAUUCAUGUGAGACAAGUCGCAGUUUUAAGGACCGCACGUCGGUUGUUUGAGGGCAAUGUGUUCUAUAAGAUAUAA
Molecule: messenger RNA, 1263 nt
Organism: Penicillium samsonianum
Lineage: Eukaryota; Fungi; Ascomycota; Eurotiomycetes; Eurotiales; Aspergillaceae
Exons: 2
Coding region: 1-1263 (420 amino acids)
Source: RefSeq, a predicted model, not a curated record